Molecule: messenger RNA, 897 nt
Organism: Candida tropicalis MYA-3404
Lineage: Eukaryota; Fungi; Ascomycota; Pichiomycetes; Serinales; Debaryomycetaceae
Exons: 1
Coding region: 1-897 (298 amino acids)
Source: RefSeq, a predicted model, not a curated record
AUGACUAUUGAUAGUUAUUUUCAAUUGACGUUUGAAUUAGUUUCACGGUACGUGAAUCAAAUAUAUCCAUCAUCUUCAGAUUUCAAAUUAGUUCAAGUUACCAAUGAAUCAAAAUUAAAGCAAUCUAAAUUAUAUAGAGGUGAAGAACAGAUAUUAUUUUUAAGUUUUACUGAAAUUUCCGAGAUUCAAUCAUUAGUUAAUUUAUUAAAUAUUGAUGGUAGAUUAGAUAAUGCAUUGAUUAAUUGGGAAUGGUUUGAUUUGGAAACUAUAAGGUUCCCAAUUGAAGAAUCCAAUAUCCCUCAAGAUUUAGUUGAAAAAUUCAAUACAAAAUUUAGAUUAAUUGUUGAUGAUGAAAAGAGUAGUUCUAUCUUUUCUCAUUCUACAAAACCAGGUUAUGAUGGUCCAGUUAUAGAAGAGCAUACUGAUAGUGAAAGUAUUAGAUCUCCAACUCCAGAAACUCCAUAUCAUCCAAAUCAACAAGAAGGUCAACCAUCUUAUUUUCCUCCUACUGCUGGUGUAAAACCAGAUAAUUCGAUAUUCAAGGGUCCGUCCACUGAUAUUCCAGUAAAUCAAAUGAAGAAACCAUCAGAUAUGCCUGAAUUUGAUGAUGAAUAUGAAAUUAAAAGUCCACCAGCUCCGGUCAAUGAUACUUUAGGUCAAAGUAAAGUUACUCCAAUUGGAUCCGAUGAUUUAAAUCCUCCUGGAAUAGGUGCUCAUCCUACUUUAAAGCCUUAUUUGGAUCCUUUACAAGGUGGUGGAAAUGACCAUCAAGGUAUGUAUCCAGAUCCACAACAUCCAAUGUUUGGUCAACCUAAACCUCCAGGAUCAUCAGGAGGUUUUGGUAGUGCUCCUCCAGGUGCUAGAUAUGAUGAUCCUUUUGGACCACCAGGAUUAUAA